AUGGGCUCGACCCACCGAAUGUAUCUCGGACUCGCUGAGCAGUCCACUCUGAACCGAGAGAAGUCAUCCUGUCGAAUGUGGGAGGGUUGGUUGACAGAGAGUGAACAAAGCAAGGAGAGAAUGUUCUGGGUUGAUUUCUGCGAAAGAGAUGAGUCAAAGCCCGUUCCCCGUUCGUCACCACCCCAGAAACCCGCAUCGAGCAACGAACUUGACCCCCCCGGAUCUGUGCCCUUAGAAAGAGACAGAGAGAGACAGACAGAGAGAGGGAGAGUGGCGAAGUGGAUGGCGGGUGAGGAAAGUCACGGGAAGAAGCGCCCGGCCGAAGCUGACCCCGAUGGCGCGCAACCGUUAACGAAGAGAUUUGGACACUUGCGAAUAGAUAAUAGCGUGCCAAUCUCCGCUCGGACCAAACCCAAGGGGCAUAUCGAGCAUAUGCAACAUAUGCAACAUGACCAUGACCACAUUGACCACAUUGACCACAUUGACCACCACCAACAUAAUCAGCAUAACCAAGAGCUCUCUUCCCCAAAUGAUGCAAUGAUCUUGGAUGACACCAAACAUACGACUUAUAUUCACAACCUGGAUCAAGAAUUAAUGGAAGCCGACUCUCCUGGCUUGGUGUUUUCACCAUUCGUGCAGAAAGUGCUCUCAGUCCCUCAAUCCGUUCUGUCCGACUCGAAACCUUCAGGGAAAGAACUUGUUCUUUAUACGGAACCAUCUUCCCUCACGGUUCCCAAGGAAAAAGAUAAUGUUCGAAGAGCAAUUCUUGAAUCUCGAGCACGAGCUAGAGAGAACAAGGUUCCGGAAGAUUUAUACGAUGAUCCAAUGGAUAUUGAUAGUUGA
Molecule: messenger RNA, 843 nt
Organism: Penicillium hordei
Lineage: Eukaryota; Fungi; Ascomycota; Eurotiomycetes; Eurotiales; Aspergillaceae
Exons: 4
Coding region: 1-843 (280 amino acids)
Source: RefSeq, a predicted model, not a curated record